Messenger RNA from Colossoma macropomum (tambaqui), 2259 nucleotides. Its product is annotated as meprin A subunit beta-like. Gene Ontology annotation, molecular function: metalloendopeptidase activity; zinc ion binding; protein binding. Lineage: Eukaryota; Metazoa; Chordata; Actinopteri; Characiformes; Serrasalmidae. Gene Ontology annotation, cellular component: membrane. The record is from RefSeq and is a predicted model, not a curated record. The coding region runs from base 42 to 2063 and encodes 673 amino acids. Gene Ontology annotation, biological process: proteolysis. The transcript has 17 exons.
GAGUUGUACUACAAGCUGGGGAAGACAGUGGAUCAGUGGCGAUGGAUUUCCUUACUUUUUUUCUGCUGAGCUUGGCUAUCUCGCCUGUAUCAUUAAUGCCCCCACCAGGUGUAGCAGAUGUUAUUGGUGACAGAAAGGACAUUCCUGAAAUAAACAAAGGUUUAAAUCUUCGGGAAGGAGAUAUCAUGGAGAGUACAUCUGAACUUCAAAGGAGUGCGAUUUUGGGGAACGAAUACCGGUGGAACGGAUACAUCCCCUACAUGCUGAAUGAAACUCUCAGCAUAAAUGACAAAGGGGUCAUUUUAAGAGCCUUCGAGCAGCUGAGACUGAAAGCAUGUAUUGACUUUAAGCCCCAGACAACAGAGAACAACUACAUAUCUGUGGAAGGUCUAACCGGGUGUUGGUCUUAUAUUGGGAAGACAGGUGGGCGGCAGCAGCUCUCUAUUGGAAAUGGGUGUGGAUACAUCGGCAUUGUGGAGCACGAGUUUCUUCACGCUCUGGGCUUCUAUCACGAACAGAGCCGAUAUGAUCGAGACAACUACGUAACCAUCAUUUAUGAAAACAUCAUUGCAGGAUACGCAAGGAACUUUGAUAAGGCGUCUGAGCAGAUAAGCACCACACAGGGAACUCCAUACGAUUACACGUCUGUGAUGCACUACGGACAAGAUGCUUUCACCUAUGGGAGCGGACACACCAUAAUCACCAAAGUCCCUCAGUUCCAAGACGUGAUUGGUCAGCGCUAUGACCUGAGCCCUACAGAUGCGCUUGAGCUCAACAAGCUCUAUAAAUGCACUGAAUCCGUCUCCUUCCUGGACCGCUGUAGCUUUGAUAGCAGCAUGUGUCAGAUGGCGACCUGCUCUUCUGCUGCAAAUGGAUGGGUGAUGGCAAGCAGCGUAUCUGGAGGGCCCUUUAGUGACCACUCCAACCUGGAGUCCAUAGGUGUUUCCCUCGUGUCUAUGAACACCACUUCAUCAGGGCCGUCUUUCUUCAUGCACAUCAGCACAAAGACUGGACAGGAAGGAGACUCAGGCCGACUGGCGAGUAAGGAGAUGACACCCCGCAGAGACUGCCACGUCCAGUGCCUGCAGUUUUUCUACUAUCACAGCGGGAAUGAGACUGACCAGCUUAACGUCUGGAUCAGAGAGUACCAGAAUGAUACUGACACCAUAGGAACCCUCAGACUCAUGGACCAGAUCACAGGAUCUCCCACUAAUCACUGGCAGCUCCGCUAUGUUCCGCUGAAUGCGAGCAAGCCAUUCCUAGUGGAAUUUGAAGCACGGAAAGGAGCCGGAUAUUCCAGUGGAGGCCUCUCAGUGGAUGAUAUCAACCUGUCACAAUCAGAGUGUCCUCAUAAUGUAUGGCAGAUCAAGAACUUCAUGGAGCUUUGGAACAAAUCUGCACCUGGCACUUACAUAUUCAGCCCACUGUAUUACUCACCUGACGGCUAUCGCUAUCAGGUAUUUCUGAGACUGAAUCAGGACGCGGUUUUCUUCUACGUGCGACUGGUAUCUGGUGUCAAUGAUGACCAGCUACAGUGGCCCUGCCCAUGGAGACAAGUGACUUUAGUACUGCUGGACCAGAACCCCGACAUCCAACAGCGCAUGUCGAAUGAAGAAAGCAUCACAACUGACAUAUCUGAUCGACAGUUUUGGGGCAGACCUAGUGAAGUUGGAUCUGAAGCAAUCACUGGUGAUAACGAAACUGUAAAAGUCAAUUCUGCAAAGUUGUUUAACAUGUUCUUGAAAAAAGCCCGUCUCAAUGACAGGGAGUUUGUCAAAGGAGGUGAUCUCAUCCUACUCAUCAGCAUGCAAGACGUCUCAGCGCUGCAGCAGAAUAACUCUUUGCCCUGCCCUAAAGUAUCAGUGAAGAACUUCAAUGUCUCUCCUUAUCAGGGUGCUCAAGAAGGAUCCUGCACAACACGAGUUAUUUCCAACUCCUCUACAACCACAAAUAUAACUACAACUCCACCAAGCAACUGCUUGGACAUCUUAUGUUCUGGGGCCAAUAGUGUGCAUCCUUCUGUCGCCCUCCUGCUGGCUUGGGUCCUCCUGAUAGUAAACUAGCAGCCAGAUCAUCACAACUCCAUGGUGCCUCUAAUCUUCUCCACCCACUUUUUUUGGCAAUCCCUUGGCCAUAAUAUAUCAAUCAUGUAGUUAUGAUUAUUUUGUGUAAUUUUUGUGAUUCUUAGGCUUUGUUCACACAGCAGGUAAAAGUGGCCCAAAUCAGAUCUUUUUCUCCGUAGCUGACACAGAUGUCUCA